Molecule: messenger RNA, 2703 nt
Organism: Diaporthe citri
Lineage: Eukaryota; Fungi; Ascomycota; Sordariomycetes; Diaporthales; Diaporthaceae
Exons: 3
Coding region: 1-2703 (900 amino acids)
Biological process (GO): maturation of SSU-rRNA from tricistronic rRNA transcript (SSU-rRNA, 5.8S rRNA, LSU-rRNA); ribosomal small subunit assembly
Cellular component (GO): small-subunit processome; Pwp2p-containing subcomplex of 90S preribosome
Molecular function (GO): protein binding
Source: RefSeq, a predicted model, not a curated record
AUGAAGACGGAUUUCAAGUUCUCCAACCUCCUCGGAACUGUCUAUAGCAGGGGCAAUCUGGUCUUCAGCCCAGAUGGGACCGACCUGUUCUCGCCCGUGGGCAACCGAGUGACGGUUUUCAACCUUGUUGACAACAAGUCUUACACACUUCCUUUUGCCCACCGAAAGAACAUCGCGAGAAUAGGGCUCACGCCUCAGGGCAACCUGCUCCUCACAAUCGACGAAGAUGGCCAGGCUACACUGACCAAUAUCGCCCGGCGUAUCGCCAUUUACAACUUUUCCUUCAAAGCUGCGCCCACAGCACUCUCGUUCUCCCCAUCCGGUCGUUACUUCGCCGUCGGUCUCGGUCGCAAACUCGAAGUAUGGCAUGUGCCGUCCACACCCGACGCACAUCCGGACGGCGAGCUGGAGUUUGCGCCCUUUGUCAAGCACCACACACAUACCGGUCAUUUCGAUGAAGUGCGGCAUAUUGAAUGGUCCAGAGAUUCAAGAUUUUUCCUCAGCGCCUCGAAAGACUUGACAGCACGAGUAUGGAGCUUGAACCAGGAGGAAGGGUUUAUUCCAACAGUACUGUCAGGUCAUAGGCAGGCUGUUGUGGGCGCCUACUUCUCAAAAGACCAAGAGACAAUAUACACCAUCAGCAAGGACGGUGCUGUCUUCCACUGGAAAUAUGUUGCUUCAAAACGCGGCGGCGAGGAGAUGGACGACGAGGAACAGGAGAAAGAUUUGCGCUGGAGGAUAGUCAACAAGCACUACUUCAUGCAAAAUAACGCUCACCUGAAGUGCGCCGCAUACCACGCCGAUUCAAACCUGUUGGUUGCGGGCUUCUCAAACGGAAUAUUCGGCCUGUACGAGAUGCCUGACUUCAACAUGAUUCAUACCCUGAGCAUAUCACAAAACGACAUCGACUUUGUCACCAUAAACAAGACGGGAGAAUGGUUAGCUUUUGGCGCCUCAAAGCUGGGCCAGCUCCUGGUCUGGGAAUGGCAAUCGGAGUCCUACAUAUUGAAGCAGCAAGGCCACUUUGAUUCUAUGAAUUCACUCGUCUACACGCCUGAUGGCCAACGAAUAAUCACGACGGCAGAUGAUGGCAAGAUCAAGGUCUGGGAUAUUGAAUCCGGAUUCUGCAUUGUAACCUUCACAGAGCAUACCAGUGGCGUCACGGCGUGCGAAUUCACCAAAAAGGGCAACGUGCUCUUCACGUCCAGCUUGGAUGGAUCAAUAAGAGCGUGGGAUCUCAUCAGAUACCGAAACUUCAGGACUUUUACAGCACCAACGAGGCUUUCAUGGUCAUGUAUGGCCGUGGACCCCAGCGGAGAAGUGGUGGCUGCUGGCUCUCUUGAUUCAUUCGAUAUUCACAUCUGGUCUGUUCAAACGGGUCAGCUUCUGGACCAGCUCGCAGGUCACGAGGGACCUGUGUCGUCGCUUGCGUUCGCUCCAAACGGCAACACUCUGGUCAGCGGUAGUUGGGAUCGGACUGCAAGGAUAUGGUCCAUCUUCGACAGGACGCAAACGAGUGAACCGUUGCAGUUGCAAGCAGAUGUUCUGGAUAUCGCGAUCAGGCCGGACUCGACACAAUUCGCCAUCUCGACCCUGGACGGCCAGCUGAGCUUCUGGAAUAUGACAGAGGCGCUGCAGGUCUCAGGUCUAGAUGGCCGAAGAGAUGUAUCUGGUGGGCGGAAAAUCGGUGACCGGAGGACGGCAGCCAACGUAGCUGGGACAAAGGCCUAUAACAGCAUUAAGUACAGCGCGGAUGGCAGUUGUCUGCUCGCAGGUGGCAACAGCAAGUACAUCUGCUUGUACUCGGUCGCGACGAUGGUGCUCCUGAAGAAGUUCACAGUCAGCGUCAAUCUGUCGUUAUCAGGCACGCAAGAAUUCCUGAACAGCAAGCUUUUGACGGAAGCUGGUCCGCAAGGCGAGCUUGACGACCAGGGAGAGGCUUCCGACCGGGACGACCGUAUAGACAAGUCUCUUCCUGGCUCGAAGCGAGGAGACCCGUCCUCCAGGAAGAACAUGCCCGAGGUGCGGGUCUCGGGCGUCGCCUUUUCACCAGCCGGCACAGCGUUCUGCGCAGCCUCGACGGAGGGCCUAUUGAUCUACAGCCUCGACAAUGUUCUGCAGUUCGAUCCCUUUGAUCUGAACAUGGAGAUCACGCCGGCAGCGACACUGGCAGUGUUGGAAGACGAGAAGGACUACCUCAAGGCACUGGUCAUGGCAUUCCGCCUCAACGAGGCCGGUCUGAUCAAGCGGGUGUUCCAGGCCAUCCCAUACCAGGACAUCCCGCUGGUCGUGGAGGAGAUGCCCGUGGUCUAUGUCCCAAGACUCCUCCGCUUCGUCGCCGCCGAGACGGAGUCACCGCACAUUGAGUUCUGUCUGCUCUGGAUCAAGGCGCUGGUGGAUAAGCACGGCGCCUGGCUGACGGCCAACAGGGGCAAGAUCGACAUGGAGCUACGGGUCGUGAACCGGGCGGUGACGAGGAUGAGGGACGAGAUCCGCAAGCUGGCGGACGAGAACGUCUACAUGGUGGACUAUCUCCUGGGACAGGCUGAGACCAAGGAUGCUGCGCAGGAAGGGAAGGCGCUUGCUUGGUCACUUAAUGGCGAGAAUGGCACAGGCCUCCUGACCACUGGCCAGGAGGGCGUGACUGUUGCUGAUCUUGUGAGCGAGGGGGAGUCCGAAGAAGAGUGGAUUGGUGUAGAGUAG